This is a messenger RNA of Temnothorax curvispinosus, 9247 nucleotides long. It is a transcript of the gene ash1, whose product is annotated as histone-lysine N-methyltransferase ash1. Gene Ontology annotation, cellular component: nucleus. The record is from RefSeq and is a predicted model, not a curated record. Bases 797 to 7366 code for a protein of 2189 amino acids. NCBI's taxonomy places the organism in Eukaryota, Metazoa, Arthropoda, Insecta, Hymenoptera, Formicidae. Gene Ontology annotation, molecular function: histone methyltransferase activity; chromatin binding; DNA binding. The transcript is spliced from 15 exons.
UGUCGCGAACGGCGAAAGGCGAAGGUAGUGCGCGGAUCUUGACGCGUGUCGCGCGAGCGCGAGCCUCACGCGAGUUUACCUUGAUGUGAAAGUGCCGGGGGGAUUGUAAAUCUCUGCGAUAAUCGUGGCAACGCGCAGCCGGGGUGAUCGCUCACGUGUUGACGCGAUACAAUCGCGCGAGCGACGCGCCUUCCCUCGCUCGAUUCCGACCUGACGUGAUCGGCACCGCGGUCGGCAGUCGGCACGGCGCGCACCACCGCGCACGGAGCUGGGACGGUGGGACCAGGGACGUCCGACGUCGCCGAGAAACGCCAUUUUGUGGUCGCGCUGUCGGGACGUAAACAUCGGACUUGACAAUUGUACUUGACGCGACGGGAAGGUCGCCUGGCGAACGGGUCUCCGCCCGAGCGGCUCCUCCGUGGCCCUGUGCGGCCCGACGACCUCGGUUCCGCGUCCAGGGCGACCGUCGCGGCACGAAAGCGUCCCGUCUCGUGACUGACGCGCUGACGUUUCGCGCCAAAUCCCAAGUCGUCUACGCACACCUGGCGCACACGCCACACGGUGUGACGGGUGACGGGUGACGGUGCGCGUACGGCGCACCCCGCGCCACGAGAAACAGCUGUCGUUGCGGCGCCGAUCGUGCGGCGAUAUCGGCGAUAUCCACCGACCAAGACCAGAAUCACGGUGUGUAGCGAGAACUUUACGCCCUGCAUAGAACUUGGAGGCUUGAUGAGUACACAAAAGUAUAAGGAAUGGUAUUCUAUUGGAUUCAGCUGGAUGUCAGAUAAGCUGAAAAAUGUCUGGUGAUGCAGGAUGGAACGCCGUUAUUCACCAUCCUUCCGACUUAGAAUUGCAGACGUGGAAUUGGGAAGAAAACGAUGGGGAGCAAGAGAAAGAGCUCCCUUCAACCGUUGACAUGGAUGCCAUAAAAGGUGGCGGUAGUUGGGAUCCUGCUACUGAACCUAAUGGAACAGAUUCGGUCGAUUCCGAAGAAGAUUCUGAUUCCGACGACGAAAGCUCUGGUGGAAGCGAAGGCAGUUGCUCUUAUUCGGAUUCUAAUUCUGAGUCAGACGACGAAAGUAGCGGCGAGGAAGAGGAUAGCGGAUCUAAUUCCGACUGUUCGUCCGAACAUAGCGAACAAACAUUUUCCAUUCAAGAAACUAAUUUUGAACAAGGAGCAUUGAAAUUGAAAAUCACCAUGAAAGGUCCAAAGAAAGAAGAAAACUCCGAGAAAAUUAAAUGUGAGAAAAGUAAGAGAACCGUCACGAAAAAGGGCAAGACCACGCAUGGGACUAAGUCCUCAGAAUGUAGCGAAGACUCAGACUCAUCUGUGGGCCACGCGGCGUCGCAACAAGCACAGCAACAACAGUCGCAACAACAACAUCAGCAUCACCAUCACGCGCCGCUACAAGAAAUCAAUCAGGAAGAUUUAGCGACCAUCUUGCCUACGCAAGAGCAAGAAGACGCGCCAUUCGAUGGAUUUGAGGAUUCGGAGAGCGGUCGGCUGGUGUCAAAGGCGAUCGAGCGCAUGUCGCUCGGCGCGGACUCGGACACGAGUGAAAACGGCGAUCAGAAUCCCGUGCCUGUGUACAGCUCCACUUUGUUGCAGCAAUUUGUCGAAAAGACUGCCAUGCUGUCGGAGCCACGGAAGAGGCGCAGCAAAUGCGGCAAAAAAUUGAACAACGAUAACGAGUACCCAUGCGUAUCGAACGUGUCGCCCGACUCUGGUAUUCAGUCGGUGGACAAUAGUCCGUUACACCUAACGAUCAGUCCUGUCAGUCCUCCAGCGCCGACUCAAUCCCCGAUCCAAUCGUCUAUCGCCACUAAACCGGCAGUGAACGUCGAUCGGGUUCUCUAUCCACCGAAAAGGAAACCUGGUAGACCAGCAAAAACAGUGUCUACGCAACCACGCGGACCCGGCAGGCCGCGUUUAAAGCCGGAAAUCGUCGAAAAGAUCCAAAAGAUCGAGAAAGCGGAGAAAGAACGAAACGAGUCUUUAAAAAAUCUAAAAAAUCCCGAACCUCGAUUAACGGAAAAGAAGGAAGCUGCAAAAGACGCGAAUACUGGAAAGAGCACGAAAGAAGACGCAUCUUUGAUUAGGAAGCGGGGUAACGCAAAGCCCGUUGCAUCGAGGGAAAUGAAGAAAGAGGACGCAUCUCCUGCGAGUAAAAGAUUAAAGGGCAAAACGACGUAUCAAAAGAAACGUUACGGUAACUCGGUGAAAAGCUCUUCGCGGGAGAAGACGAUGGUGAAGAAGACCCCCGGGGAAACGAGUUCCCCGAUGAGAGUAAAGUGCCUAAGCAGAUCCACCGCGAGCAAGCUCGUGCCACAGUGCGAUGGUAGGACCUGCCGAAAGGUAAGGCAAGAUAGAACAUGCGUGUCUAAUAAGACGACGGUUCCGUUGACACGACAGAAGCAAACGUCUUGCGAGCAUCACGUUACGAACGAUCAAAAGAUGUUGAGCAUCAAUAAGAGAACGGGUUCAAAGGAGAAUAGGAAUAACGCGGUCGCCGUCGUCGCCAGAAAACUAGCCAAGAGAGUCGCGCCUCCAACCACUAGACGUGUUCUAAAAGAGAACAAAUGCAACAAGAAAACUACCGUAGCGGGCUUUGAGACCAAUGGCGUGGGUGUGCAGACGUUAAUAUCGUUGCCAAUCGGCGACGUGUUAAAGGCAGAAAAUAUGGAGCGAGCUUGCUCGGCUUCCAACAAGUGUGACAAGCCGAUGCAGCCAAUACAACACAAUCAUUGUCACAAACAUCAUCAUCAUCAUCAUCAUCAUCACAAACAUCGUCGGAGACUGCUCGCGCCACCGAAGAAUCCCAUUCGCAUCGAUCCAUAUAUCUUCCAGGAACUGGAGAAAUUGAUCGAAGAAUUUGCAAAGUUGUGUAGUUUGGGCAAGAACAACACCAGCGUCACGCAUUCCGAGUUACCACAAAUCUUCCGCGUAAAGAAACUCACGAAAAAGAGAAAAGGCGGCGAUGUCACGGCGAAUGACGAUCAGAAAUUGAAACGGCGCUUGAAAAAGGAAAAGAUACUAACGGGUACUGACUCCAAGAGCAGCGCCAACACUAGCACGAGUUCCAAUCCGAACGAGCAGCGGUUACCAUUGAAGAAACGCCACUAUCAUGUGUCGAGUCCGCACAGUUCGCAAAGCUCGAACGCGAGCUGCACCGAUGCGAAUGCGAACGAGUCCACGUCCACGGAGACCCAUAUAGAGGAAGCGAUUGAAGCUACUAUUACGAGAUAUGGUGGCGGUAGCUCGAGAUCCUCCAUUCACGACGAGGAGGCCAUGCCGGUGACGCCGAAGAAAAGACCAAGAGAUACCGAGAGCGCGGCAUCUGAGAAACAGGGUAGCGACGAAGAUAAAUCCCCUAGUCAGGUAGAGGUUCAACCACGCCGGAAGAAAAAGAUUGUCAAGGAUCUUCGUGUCACCGUCACGAAAUUGUCAUCCGAAAGUCACGGCUUUCUCGACAAGACGGACAAGGAGAAGUCCGCGGAUAAGAGUUCCAAGAUUGCCACGGAGAAAUCUGGUAAAUCGGAAAAGACAGUCGUCGCGGAGAAGUCGUCUAAGACCGAUAAAACGCAGUCAAACGACAAAAUAGAUAUUGAACACGUUCGUACGGAAAAGAGUAUAAAGGUCGACUCAGAGACGCACGUGUCCGAGAUGUUCGAUAACGGUGAAACUGUGAUCGAGAGCAAGGUAGCUCAGAUCGGUACGUUGAACGUGCCAAAUCUCAUGAAUAAUACCGCGACGAUGACACUCACGAAGAAGAAGAUACGAAGACGGAAAGCCAUUAAUCGCACGGGCUUUCCUACUCUGAAGAAAAAGAAGAAGAAGCUCGUAGAUUCUCCUAGAAUGGUCAAGUCAACGGUCGUGGCCAGCGCUAACGGGAUAUGUAAAGAUCAGGACAUAGUCGAAGAUAUAGAGGAUAAUAAGGCGUCUUUGAUGGCAAGCAAAGCUCAGAACGUUAUGGAGAACAGCGAUAGUACGGGACAUGAUAAAAGUGAUGUGAAGACGUUGAAUAAUUCUAAUACGGUGCAAGAGACAUCCAGUCGAAGUGGUUCGGAUGAGGUAAUCGAGUCUUGUCCCGGUCAGCUGCGAGUUCGUAAGGAUCUCGUGGAAUCCGACAGCAGCGUGCUGUCCGAGAAGCUAUAUCCGAGCCCGGUAAAGUACGAGAAAAUACCGGACUGUCGGAUCUAUGACGAGAAUGCAUCGUUGGAGGAAUCCCUUGAACGUUACAAUCAGAAUCAACGUAUUGCGGAGCUAAAUGAGGAGAAUUUAAGGAAAUUAGAACGCGCGACGGCUCAGGUGGCGACGGUCAAGAUGGAAUUAUCUGGUUGUUUUAACACGAAUCACAAAAGAAGAAGAGGCUCGACCAGUCCUUCCAAUCUAUAUUCCAAUUUCGGGAGAAGCACAAAGAGAUUAAGAAGCGCGGGCUAUGAUACGGAAAGCGAGGCACCGCCCAGCAGCGACGUGGCCAGCGAGGAUCAAGAGGUCGGUAGGAAACCCACAGCAGGUCCCAUUCAUAACCGGAAGAAACAGUCGAGGUGGAAGAAGCGAUAUUUACAGGCCAGCCGCAUAUUCUCCGAGUACAAGAAGGACCUCGAGUCUAAAAAACUCGCCGGUGUCGAUGCCAAACGAAAAAUUAUCGUUUGCGCCAAUUCAGACGAACAUUAUGCUGCGGAGCACGUACCAAACAUUAUACCGACUGGAAAACUGUUGCGACAGAGGAAAACGCCAUUUCAACUGCAGUACGAUUUAUUGUGGCUGCACGCUCAAUCGAGAUUACCCGGUCGAGAUUUGGUGCCAUCGUGGAAUUACAAAAAAAUUCGAACCAACAUUUAUUAUGAUGUUAAACCAACUACUCUCUACGAGGCGCAAGCCUGUGAAUGUAAACCAGAAAGCGGCUGCGGAGACGAUUGUAUUAAUCGCAUGGUAUUCAGCGAAUGUUCGCCACAACUGUGCCCUUGCAGCGACAAAUGCGAGAAUCAAAAGAUUCAAAAGCACGAGUGGUCGCCAGGACUACAGAGAUUCAUGACGGAGGACAAAGGGUGGGGAGUAAGGACGCAACAAGCUAUCAAAUCCGGGGACUUUAUUCUCGAAUACGUGGGUGAAGUCGUGUCAGAGAGGGAGUUUAAGUCGAGGAUGGCGACCAGAUACGCCAACGAUACGCAUCACUAUUGUUUGCAUCUGGACGGUGGCCUAGUGAUCGAUGGUCAUCGCAUGGGAGGUGACGGAAGAUUCGUCAAUCAUUCGUGCGAGCCGAAUUGUGAGAUGCAAAAAUGGAGUGUUCUCGGGCUGCCACGUAUGGCACUAUUCGCAUCGAGAGAUAUUAAACCAGGAGAAGAAUUAACGUACGAUUACAAUUUCGCGCUUUUCAACCCAUCGGAAGGACAGCAGUGUAGAUGCGGUAGUAAUGCUUGUAGAGGUGUUAUAGGUGGAAAGAGUCAAAGGGUAGCUCGAAGCAUUCCUUCUCUACCGUCGCAAAUGGAGACUAUCGAAAGAAGAUCGGUGGGCAGACCACGGAAAAACAUUCGUAAAUCGAACGCGGUGCAAUCGGCCAACUCCAAGAACAUCUGCAAGUCUCGCAAAGUAGGAGAUCCGACCUUGACGCACAACACGCCGCACGUGAAACCCAUGUCUUAUCAGCAACGAUGCUUCGCGCGUGAACAUCACUGUUUCUUGUUGAGGAAUCUGGAGAAAGUGCGACGACUCAAAUCGGCGUCGGUACAGCAAGUUCAAGUACAGAACGGGAAAGCGAAAUCCGGUAACGCGAGCGUGGCGAAGGAAAAGAGUUCGGGAGACUCUAAAGCGCAAUCCGAUGCAUUUUUCUCUCAAUUAACUGCGCUGACCAACACCAACGCGCGUACUGUACGAACGCGUAGACUCGCACAGGCACAGGAUGAUCCGGAGGUACAUAAGACUGCAAAGCUAGCCAAGGUAUUAAAAGAUUUAUACACAAUUGUUACAACAGCGAAUGAUGAAAACGGUCAGCUGUUGUGCAUUCCUUUCAUGACUUUACCUCCUAAAAGAAAAUUAUCCGAUUACUAUGAGAAGAUCGUAGAACCCAUCGAUCUGAUUACGAUAGAUCAGUGCAUUGGUACUGGUCAUUACAAAACUGCGGAACAGUUUGAUCAGGAUAUGAUAAGACUUUUCGACAACAAUGUGAGAUUCUUUGGUAGAACAUCUGAGAUAGGAAUCGCUGCGGCGAGAUUACGGAAAUUAUACUUGGGAAGUAAACCUGAUUUUGUGGACGCUAUAACGGAGGCGACAGGUUCUCCGCCGUCUCAAGGCUUUUUACCACCUCGUGGAUCUACGGCUGGAGAGGAGGAUGUAAUCAGAUGCAUUUGCGGAUUACACAGAGAUGAAGGUUUGAUGAUCCAGUGCGAACGAUGUCUUGUUUGGCAACAUUGCGACUGUGUUAAAGCAGACACGAGCGUCGAAUCUUAUCUAUGUGAAAGAUGUCAACCUCGUGAGGUUGAUUUAGAAAUUCCAUUAGAAGGCGAGGAAGAAGAGGAAGGCAAGAAGCAUUACGUGACGCUGAUGCGAGGCGAUCUGCAACUCCGACAAGGCGACACGGUAUACGUUUUAAGAGACACGCCUGACAAACACACGUACAAAACUAUACAGAAGCCCGAUUACGAGCAGAUGGACAUUUUCAGAAUCGAACGUCUAUGGAAGAAUCGCGAAGGCGAGAGGUUUGUCUUUGGACAUCAUUAUCUCAGACCUCAUGAAACAUAUCACGAGCCAACGCGAAAGUUUUAUGUAAACGAAGUUGUGUGCGCUCCGUUAUACGAAGCUGUUCCUUGCGAUCUCGUGGCUGAGCGAUGUUGGGUAUUGGAUCCUCAUACUUUUUGUAAAGGACGUCCUGUCGGCUCUACUCCUGAGCAUACUUAUGUAUGCGAAUAUCGCGUUGAUCGCGCAGCACGACUUUUUACAAAAGUGGCUAGAGCCAGGCAUACAGUAUGCACGAAACCUUACGCAUUUGAAACCUUCCCACAACGUAUAAAACAUUAUCGCACCUACUUGCCUCAUAGUCUCGAUGGAAUCAAGAUGUUUAAAGAUAAGAAGAAGAAUAGCACGCAGGAAGUAGAUGGGAAUCAAAAGUUGGAAUCCAACGAUAACGUAAAGACGCACAAAGAACACAAAUGUGGUAACAGGACUAGGCAGAAGUCGGGCGAGAUCUUGACGGUCGCACCACCUGCAACGUUGUACGCUCAACGGGAGGAGCAGAGGAAAAAAUUGAACAUUAUUCUACUAAAUCUACUACAGAGAAUGCCGAAUAAGAAAGAUCCGUUGGAUCUGUCGUUUCUUCUAGAAAGGAACAGGCGAAAUCGGAAGAGACCCGGCGGACUUAAUCCGUGACAGUGGGUAAUGUCACAACGAUAAUAUCGUAUUGUAUAUAUAGGCUAAUCUAGAGUUACUACUAAUUUCGAUCUUAGUCAGAUUAAUAGGCUGGUUGAUUCCAAUCGUUCUAAACUUGGUUCUGCUACAGCUACGUGAAUCAAGAUACGUGUACAUCUAUCUUUUCCCCUCCCCUCCCCUCCCUUCCCUUUUCUUCUCCUCGCCCUCUUAACGAGGAAAGCGUGAGAGAAAUUUUUCCUCUUCGUAUAACCCGUCCAUUGGUGUAAUUUAUAUCUAUAUCUAUAUAGGUAUAUAUAUAAAAUAGCCGAAAUAAUAUUUAACAUAGACAAAAUUGUCGAUUGAUAUUUUUUUACAUUUUUUUUCUUUUUUAUAGAUGUCUUGUCAUGAACGACUAGAUCUUAACAUGUAUUUUUUUGUUAACUUUCAUGACCAGGCUACACGUAGUCGUUAGUCAUUAGUCAGAUGUCGGAAGAAAUAGUCAUAAACGUAUCGAAAGGCAAUCGGAAGUCUGUAAUCGAUGAUCGAAGAGAUGGCAUUUGGCCAAUCGCUCACGAUCGCCUUACGAUACGCUUAUGAUUUUUUCCGACCCUCUUCCGACAUCUGACUAACGACUAACGACUCAUUGUAGACUGGCCAUCAACCUUUUAAUUACCGGCGAUAAAAUAGGUAUAUCUGUUGAUUUAUACUUUAAACUGAGUAGACUAUGCUCAUUUUAUCAUAAUUAGGAUAUUUAAGCGGAAGAAAAGUAAUCGAAAGUUAAAACUUAAGUGUACGCGAUUCUCCUGCGACGUGGUUUAUUAUAUUAAUAUAAUUGUAAAUCGCGGACUUGUAUAGAAAAUGUUUUGUACAUUUUUUUUUAAUAGUUAAUAUAGCUAAAUGUACAAACUAUACAUUUUGUGGGUUUAAAAGAAUAAACGUUAUGUCAGUGCGAGCGGUAAGAAUCUAAAGAAUCAAUCAUAUGGGAAUAUGGAUACAAGCGUGUGUGUAUUUACAUAUAUAUAAUGCUUUAUUGCACAGAAGUAAUAUUAUAUUUUUCAUAAUCCCUCGAUAUUAUAUUUGAAUCACGUGUAACAUACUUUCUUCACUUUAUGAAAGAACCUUUACUAAUGUAUUUAAUUUAUUGAUAUAAUGAAUAGUCGAACGCGAUCGGAGAUGGGUCGCAGUGAUUCCAAAAUUGUACAUAUGUGUACUCAGGACUUCAUAUUUAUUAUUGCAUUACACAGUAUGGUAGAUACAUAUGACGAUAAAUAUAUUUGAUACAUAUGAAUCUUACUCUUUUCUUUUUCUCGCGUACUAAACUGUAUUAUCCAUAUAUUAUAUUUACUUUUAUAGAAACUUGCAGCAUUACGUUUGUUUCAACGUAAGACGAAAGUAUUAAAAGUAAUAUUAUUAACACAUUAUAUUUUAUAUAAUGGCCGUGAAAUUAAUACGAGAUGUAUUUAUUUUGUCGGAGAAUGAAAACAUUUUUCUUUUAUAACUAUUCCUAUAUUCGGAGUAUUAGCAACAAGUACUGAAAUAUUUAUUAUAUUGUGUAAUUCAAAAAUAAAAUAAAAAAGAAAAGAUUCGAAGCUGGCCUUCUAUGUAAAGCUAGUGUAUCAUAAAAAAGGGAUACACGAUAUGUGAGCAAUUUUUGAAAAAAAAAAAAAAAUUAAAAUAAUGCUGAUCUACGUAUGCGUUGAUUUUAGUGAAUUAUAAGAACAUCGAACACAGAAUGUCAUCGCGGUGCAUUUUCCAUGACAUACAGUUGCAUUAUUUUAUUCUAUUAUUUUUACGAGAUCUUUAUUCGUUAAGCACGUGUAAAAUGCAACUUAUAUCUGUAUCAUAUUGAUAUCGAAAACAAUGUUGGCGUAAAAAAGAAUAGAGUAUCACAAUUUAUUUUAA